UCUGCGAUCCUAACCUCGAAUAAUUGUCGAAAUGAAAUCGACUUGUAGUUUGAAGACGAUUGUGAUGUAAUUGUCCGCAAACAUGGGCAACGACCAGUCGGAUCAACGCGGCGUCGAGGUUACGGGCAAACCGAUCCAAACGACCAACUUUUGGUCGCAUCAUGUCGGGGUUUUGCCCGUCGACGCGGCGAACUUGUCGAUAUUUAUAGGCGAUUCGAUAGUCCCAGAAGCGUGUUGGACCGACGACUCGCCCCUGAAAAGGAAUGGCAAGAACCUGAUGAUCUACCGACACCCCUGCAUAUUGAAAUACGUCUCGUCCUGGCAAAGGAUGUCGAAAUUUUACCUGGCGACGGAGGAGGCGGCGCCGCUCGCGCAGUCGCUACCGUCCCUCACCCAGUUGGAAAUAUGCGUCGGGUUGCAUUCCGUUUUGAAAGCGUUGUGCUUUUUGCACCGGCAAGCGAACGUUUCCCACAAUAACGUUUGCGUGGCUUCCGUUUACGUCGCCAAAGAUCGCACUUGGAAACUGGGCGGUAUGGAAUACGCGUGUCGCUACAAAGAACUGACCUCGGACUACUUGGUUAAAACUCAGUCGAGCCGGUACGGCAAAGCUCGCGACGCUAACGAGGUUAAGUACGUCGGCGGGUGCAAGGGACGCGAGGAUUUCAUCGACGCCUACGCCUUCGCCACUUUGGCGACGGAGCUGCUGAGUUCAAAAGUCGAGGGUACCACAGCUGCAUUGGACAGUUUCAAGGACCUGUGCAAGGCCGUGCUUCAUACGGCCGACUUGGCCGACAGACCCGGCCUGCACGCGAUCAUAGGCCACGAGUUUUUUAAAAACAAAUUCCUCGCGAUUCACUCUUUCCUCGUCGAGUUGCCAUUGAAAAGCGAAACGGAGAAGAACGAAUUCUUCGUCGCGUUGGCCGAGGAACUGAAAAGAUUCGACGAGGAAGUAGUCGCGAGACACCUGGGCGGCCUGUUGCUCUCGAGGAUGGUGUUUCUGGACAAGACCGCGGAAAAACACCUCCUGCCGAGAGUCCUGCGCAUAGCCGACGGGUUAUUUUCGAAAGCGGUUUUCGUAGAAUAUAUAGCGCAGAAAAUACUCCGGAUCAUGACCGUGAGGGACCUGCAGAUCCGGUCCGUGUUGCUGACUUAUUUUUCGGGGUUUGUGGACGCCUUCUCCGAAGCGGAGCUGGAAACUCGCGUUCUGCCGGAGCUGCUGGUGGGUAUUAAAGACACCAACGGCGAGUUGGUGGCGGCGACGCUGCGCGCCCUCGCCGACCUGGUGCCCGUGUUGGGCGCUGACGUGGUGAUCGGAGGCCAAAGGGCGCGACUCUUCAACGACGGCCGACCCGUCACCCGUAAGGGUUCCAAGCCGGUCGACACCCAACAGGUCGAGGUGCAGAUCGAAGAAAACCAACCGAGUCUGAGUAACUCGAUCGUGUCGACGCAGAUGGCGCUGCAGGAGAGAUCGAGACCCGACGGCGAAGAGGGCGAAUCCUCAACGGAGGAGACGUUCGACGACGAAGAUUUGGGCAACUGGGAGGAGUGGACCAACGCGGAGGACGAGGAGGGGGGGACGCGGUGCCACGCGCAGCCGCCAAAAAAAUUGCCGGACAUCACCAAGCUGGACAUAAAAAAUCAAGAGGGGUCGGGUUUGGGCGGCGAGGAGGUCGAUUUUUUUCAGGACAUGGAGCCCGUCAUCGAGACGAAGGGUAAGUUCGUCGUCGACCACGUGACCGAAGGCGGUUACGUCAGCAAGCUGAGGGUGACUGCGGACGACGGAAACGAGGACGGUUGGGGUAACGACGAGUGGACUUAAAUCGGGAAGUGUCAGUCGUGUAAAUAUCGUUAAUUUCGUGUAAGUAAUAAAAUCUCGAAAGAUUUUUUCGCCUAAACACGAUACGCUUCCCCCCCCACACUUCGGGGCCCGCUAGGCGAUGACGUCACCGACCGACCCACGCGCAUUUACA
This is a messenger RNA of Cylas formicarius (sweet potato weevil), 1970 nucleotides long. RefSeq names its product protein-associating with the carboxyl-terminal domain of ezrin. The transcript is spliced from 4 exons. The record is from RefSeq and is a predicted model, not a curated record. The coding region runs from base 83 to 1819 and encodes 578 amino acids. Lineage: Eukaryota; Metazoa; Arthropoda; Insecta; Coleoptera; Brentidae.